Triplophysa dalaica is the source of this 6897-nucleotide messenger RNA. It is a transcript of the gene znf710b, whose product is annotated as zinc finger protein 710b. Gene Ontology annotation, biological process: regulation of transcription by RNA polymerase II. Gene Ontology annotation, molecular function: RNA polymerase II cis-regulatory region sequence-specific DNA binding; DNA-binding transcription factor activity. NCBI's taxonomy places the organism in Eukaryota, Metazoa, Chordata, Actinopteri, Cypriniformes, Nemacheilidae. The record is from RefSeq and is a predicted model, not a curated record. The coding region runs from base 3861 to 5981 and encodes 706 amino acids. The transcript has 5 exons.
UUGCCAUAGAAACGGAGAACGAAACUAAUCGAAUAACCCCCGAAAAUGCCGGGUGUCCCACUGUCUAUCCCAGCGAAACUCACCGAUGUCUUUGUAACUGGCCUCAAAAUAAUUUGCACUCUGAACUGGAUGCUGAUAUUUACAUUUCCGCUUUUCAUCAGACAACAACAUUACGGUUUGCGUACGUAAUUCCGAAGGAGAGACUCGGUAUCUGGGUCAUUUUGCAGAGCCAAAAUGUCGCCUUUUCGCUAUACCUCCACAUUCUCUCAUGGCACGAACAGAUGGCGUCGGGAGGGGAAUGGAGGGAGUGAAAAAAGAGCCGCAUAAACGAAUAGAGCAGGCCACGCUCGACCUCCUCUCCUCCCUCCGGCUAGCCUAGCACAAACCAAAACUUAGGGCAGUCAGGCCCAUCCCAUGCAGCCUGUAUCAAAGUUUCACACUCUGAAGUUGUGUGUUUCUUGUCGGAACUCUUUGCAUUUGUACUGAGGGCAGUUGUUGCAGAAUGUGACUUUAGUUCAUUAUGUGGCUAGAUGGCUAGUGAGUUUGUGCGGGAUUUGCUUGUAUUACAACUGGUCGCCGUAGGUUUAUUAUUUAGACGGAGUACAUAAAUAAAGCAUGUACGCAUUAAUAACUCACUGUGAUUGUUGGUCAACAGCUUUUAAAACGGGUUAGGUGCAACAUUCCCACACAUCAUCGUGAAAGCAUCAGUGUCUGAUACUCUUACUAUACGACGCUGUUCAAACACGUUGUUGUUUACAUGAAACGGCAUCUGUGUCUUUAAGAGGGUAGUGUUUCUGUACGGAUGUGUUUAGAAAGGGGUUUGUCAUGGAAGGGCAGGGUCGUGCAGACACAAUAAGGACAAAUGAUGGAAGGACGUGUGCUUGUGAGCUUUUGUUGUCUCAAGGUUACUCGUGGUGUGAAUCGCUGUCAGAUUAAAAUUUGGGCCUUUGCAAAUUUCCUUGAACAUGAUACAUUACCGGGUUGAUUGAAGUCCCAGUUAAGAUCACGACUGUAGUGCUGUUUAAAUGUUAUUUUCAGUUGAGGCUGAGGUCACCUCUGUGCGAUGUACUUUACAUUGCCUUGUGCUUGCAAUAUUGAAAUUCUUACCAUUGUGACACCUGGCAUUAUUAGUAAGGCUGAAUAUUCAUCCUUGCCUGACGGUAAAUGGUGUCUGUUAUGGUCUAUGAGUUAUUACCUAUUGAUCAAAAAAGGUUUCAACACAGUCUUUGUUCGAUCUACUCUUGACUGCUUGAAAGCAAUUCGUUUUUUCUGUAUGUGGUUUUAUUUUAUUACAGCAGUCAAACUUUCAAUAGGUUCUAUACAUUUAGAUUACCUCAAGGCACUUUGACCCUCAGAUAAUCUAUGAAAUCUUGUGUUCCUAUUAAUUUCCUGUAUUUCUUUUGCUCUUUCUCUCAUUAUAAUGUACAGUAUGUUCAUACUGCGUCCCUUAAACCAAAACGGUUCUCAAGUGAGUUUUUAAGUUCUCUAUCAUGAUUUUUUUAUUUUCAUUUGAUUUGAUUCUUUUUAUAUUUGCAUUACUCUCUACUGUAGUCUUCCUGUUCUGUACUGCUAAGACAUUUUUUAUUUGGCAUUAUCAUUGACAUUGUUUCUGUUUAGUUGUGAAGUUGUUAUUUACAAGUAGGAGGCUUGCAGGAGGUUAAAGAUCAUGGAGUGACUUAUUUCAUGGUACAUAUUCUAGAUUUUAAGUAACGUUGGUUUUCAUGCGAAUUGGAAACUUGUUGUCUUUGUUUAUAUUAUCUUGAGCUUUGUGUUAUUUUAGUUUUAUUCAAAUUAAAAUACAUUUUCAAGUCUUCAGGAAGUGCCAGCGUAAAAAUGAGAGAGCCGUGUUUUUAAUAUGACAGUAUUUUUUACAUAUUUUAUAUCAUAGUGAGUAUCCUCUGGGAUAAACUGGACACAAAGUCAUUUGCAAGAAAAAACCUUCAGAAUUUUAACAUUACCUGGAAAUAGGGUCAAAAGGACAUUUAUUAUGAGCUUGCAUCUGUCUUUUUAAAAUGUUUUUGCCAUAAAGUUAUGACCUUAUAUGACCGGGAUAGUUAAAUUUUUAUUCUUAUAGCAUCACCUACUGGCACUGCUGUACCAGAUAUACAUCUUGUAAACUAAUGAUCCUUGCUGUACUCUUCUUAUGUUUACAUACAAUAAACAUAUUUUUUUAACCUUAUUAGUAUUUUACCUCUAAAUAACCCAGACAUGUAGACCUUUCUUAGGGAAGAUAUUGACUUUGACUUAAACAAAAGAUCAUUCCACUGAAAAGCCCCUUCACUUGCUGCUUUCUUUCUGUCUCUUGUUCAAUCUCUUAACUACCCUGUCUGCUGGUAGUUUGAAUUCUGUGUAGUGCCCCACCACACACUUAACUUAUAUGUUUCUAUUAGUAUUACGUUGUUUCUCUCUUUUUUUCUUACUACAUUUAAUGUUUUCUCUUUCUGUAUCUUUUUCUCUCUCUCUUUUUCUUUCUGUCUGUUUGUCUCUGGCUCUCUCUCCCCUCCCUCCCCUGUUCUUUUAAUCUCCUCCCCUCUCUCCCUCUAUUGCUCUCUCUCUAUUUGCUCUCACUCUACUCCCUCACUUACCAUUUGCUCUCUCACAAUACCUCCCUCCCUCUUCUGUCUCCUCACUGGUGAAUGCUUCUCUUCUCCUCCCUCAUCCCUCCAUUUUCUCGUCUUUCACAAUCCUUCUCUCAGCCAUUUUCUAUAAAGAUAUAUCUGUGUAAGAUAAGUAUAAACAACCUAUACAUGCUCAAUAGUAGAUUAUUAUUGUAUUUUCCACAUUUAAAAUAUAUGUCCAUAUUAUUUGUGAUUUAAACUUAAUUGGAUAUAUACAUUAUAAAAAAAGGGGUUAUAAGGGUUUAUUUAUCACAAUAAACAUCUAUAUGUUCUGGUAUUAAAUGAAUGAGUCCGCUCAUACUUUUUUUGAUAGUAUGUUCAAUAAUUUAUGAAUUGCUUGAUGUUUAGUUUGUUUCUGAUUGAGAGUUGUUCCCUGCUUAAUGGCUCAAUAUGACACAGUUUAAAGAAAUAAUUGUAUGCAAGACCAGAAAUGCACAUUAGAUUGUUUCUGCUCAGUGUCAACAACAAGAGAAAUGCUAAACACUGAUGUUUCUCAACUCACAGGCCAAAAGGUCCUUGUGUGAUGCAUGCUUCUCUCUUGUAAAGCUGUUACUCUGUUUCUUCCCCUAAGCUUUGCUUAAAAACCUGUCUGAACAUUUGCACAGCAUGCAUCUCUUUUGCCUCCACAGCUUUGAAAAUAUUUUGCAUAUAUAUUUACAUUUUGUGUUUAACGUGUUCCGUGUUGUUGACCUAUAGAAUGUGAUUUCGUAUAUACCCCUCUCCUUUCUUUGUCACAUAUGCUUUUCGUGUGCUUGCUGUGAUGUAUACUUAUGUCUAUAUCUUUUUGGCUGAGAUCACAUCUUGUCAACAUCAUGAUUUUCAAGUGUAUGUGAGAGCAUGCCUAUAUGAAACAGAGUUAAAUAGAGGAAGGUACAGAGUGGACGAGUAAAAGAGAGAGAAAAUGAAAGGGGGAGGGAGAGAAUGAGUGGGGGAAAAGAGCACUGUGUAUGUGUGCGCUUGCUUGCACCAGAGAGAGAGAGAGAGAGAGAGAGAGAGAGAGAGAUAGAGGGAGAGAGAGAGAGAGUGGGGGAGGGGAAAGCAGAGAGAGAGAGAGAGAGAGAGAGAGAGAGAGAGAGAGAGAGAGAGAGAAAGUGAUAGAGGAAAAGAGAGAGCUUACACACAGAGAGAACAGAGAGAGAGAGAGUGCUAGAAACACAGAAAAGAGAGUGUCUGUGUGUUUGUCCAAAAGACGACAAAGUAUAGGAGCGGGGGAAGAAUUCGAACCUGUGACUCUGGCUUAGGAUGAGGUCUCUAAAACACCUAAAACCACAGAGCAAGAAAAAUGUGGAGGAGAAGACACAGCGGCUGGUCAGAUGUUAUUCUGAGGCCAUGCACCAGCAGAUGGAUGUAGGGACACAGACAGACCCAGUUGUGGUCCUGUCACUGGCCCAAGCUGCUGUGUUGGGACUGAUCUCCCAGAACGAGGUCUUUGGUGCCACCAUCGCCCCUAACGGCUUCUACACAGGAGAUCCCAAGGAGUCCCCUGCUCCACCAGGUGAGAGAAUGGACUACGAGUACGCCGACCAGCUUAUAGGUGCCAAUGGAGACUACCUUGGGGAGAAUUUGGGUGAGGAUGGACACAUGCCCUCCAGCUGUGCCGAGAGAAGGUGGCAGGGGCCGCCAGAAAACAGCAAACCUGUGGUAGGGCAUCAAGAGGCAGGAUUGCUUGUUAAAGGGGAGUCUGUGACACCAGGUUUACCCUCCUGCAAUCAUAUGAUGAACAACAAUGUGUCUAGAGAGGGCAUGCAGAUGGUGGACCCCUCUAGCUAUAGGGUGCAUCCCAAACAGCAUCCUAGCAAUUGCUGCUCCACCUGCAUCCGAGACAUCAAGAGUACACACCCUCCACCAGCUCAACAUUUACUACCUCACCCUCAUGCCCACACCCACACGCCUCAAGAGGUGCCUUCACGCAACAGGACACACACUCUUAAUAAAACAACAGAUGAGAUAACAGAGGAUGGGCAGAGUGGAAGAAAUGGCAUGAAAACGGGAAGUGGUGGGGAAGAGAUGAGCAGCUACUUUCAGGGCAGUGAAGUUGGGUACGAGGGUGGGGAGAUGGAAGGGGUCGGGGAAUUUGAGGAGAACAACGAGGGGAUGUUUUGGGGGGAACCAGUGGAGGGCGAGGCGCCCCGUGGGCGUCGAAUAGACCGCCUGGACAUCAACAUCCAGAUCAACGAGUCGUACUGCGUGGACGUCGGUGAGGGCCUGAAACGGUGGAAGUGCCGCAUGUGUGAGAAGUCGUACACGUCCAAGUACAACCUGGUUACACAUAUCCUGGGUCACAACGGCAUCAAGCCACAUGCGUGCCCACACUGCGGCAAACUCUUUAAACAGCCAAGUCACCUACAGACGCACCUGCUGACGCACCAAGGUACGCGGCCUCAUAAAUGCACAGUGUGCAAAAAGGGCUUCACCCAAACCAGUCACUUGAAGCGGCACAUGCUGCAGCACACUGAUGUCAAGCCCUACAGUUGCCGAUUUUGUCGUCGCGGUUUUGCCUACCCCAGCGAACUCCGUGCACACGAGGUCAAGCACGAACGAGGACGGUGCCAUGUCUGCUCGCAGUGUGGCAUGGAAUUUCCCACAUAUGCCCACCUUAAGCGGCAUCAGGUGAGCCACCAGGGACCCUCCACCUUCCAAUGCAGCCAAUGCAACAAGUCUUUCCCAUACCGCAGCCAGCUGCAGAACCACCAGCUGAAGCAUCAAACGCAGCGCUCGUUCUCCUGUAGUCAGUGUGGUCUGCAGUUUCUUCAGUUGCAUCAGCUACGCCAACACUCUUUAACACACAAGUCGACCAAACCUCAGGCCCGGGCUACAAAGGGACCAAAGGGGUUUAAGUGUGACGUAUGUUCACGAGAAUUCACGCUGUCUGCAAACCUGAAGAGGCACAUGUUAAUUCAUGCCAGCAUUCGGCCGUUCCAGUGUCACGUUUGCUUCAAAUCUUUUGUCCAGAAACAGACCCUUAAAACGCACAUGAUCGUGCACCUGCCUGUGAAACCCUUUAAGUGCAAGGUGUGUGGAAAGUCAUUUAACCGAAUGUACAACCUCCUGGGCCACAUGCACCUCCAUGCUGGCAGUAAACCCUUCAAGUGUUCAUACUGCUCCAGUAAAUUUAACCUGAAGGGAAAUCUUAGCAGACACAUGAAAGUUAAACAUGGAAUGGACGUCUCUCCAGAUGGACAAGAGGGGCCACCAGACAUGGAACCCCAUGAGGACUACGAGGAAGAGAACUUCAAUUUUGAGACGCCAGAGAAUUUGGAAAAUAAUGAUGCCCCAAACCUUACUAAGCUCUCUGAAGUGGCCAUCCAAGAGCUUGACUAUUAUAACUUUGGGAAGGACGUUGGAAGCUACAGUACAACUUAAACACAAUUUGAGUUGAAUAAAUGUUAAGAUACACGUGGCCUAUGCUGGCACAUGUCAAAUAUGAGUUGAUUGAGAUGUUCCUCCAUGAGAACCACUGCUCACGUUUGUGAUGUUAUUGAUGAGUAGGUAGUUGGAGGCCAUCUUGUCCUCCUGGAGUUGAUCUCGUGGCAUAGCUACUCUGGUUCUGAAGCAGAUCGAUAGUUUCCAAAAAGCCUUUCGACUCCUUUCGUUUCUAACAAAUGUCAACUCUGUAUCUUUAAUAUGUUGUGGAACACACGGUUACAUUAACAAACAUUAGCGUAAUACUGAAACGCAGAUAGGUAUACAUGCAGUCUUGUGCAAAGUAAUCCACACAGUCCUCCAAUUAAUAUUUUGGUUGGGAAAAUUGGAAUGGCAGCUGCAUGCAGACUUGUGGCUUUCAUCAGUGUGGUACAUUAUAGUUUGUUAACAUUCUCAAACUUUCAUUUGAAUUGCCUUUAUUUCCAAUGACCCAUAGAAACACCAUGAGGGGAAAAAAGCACACAUGCAAUGGUUGGAUUUCUGCAUGUGUUGUAUGAAGAUGGGCCUGUAUUUAAAAUUAAGCGCAUGGGAGUGCACUUGGACCCGGUCUUCCAAAGCUACCACUCUGUCUGGUACAGGACCACACGCCCAUUCCUGAGCACUGCUUUUGCCAGAACCGAAUUUUAUCAGAUUUUUGGUUUAACAACCACUGAGUGGAGAAAUUUUAUUUCAUAGAAUUGAUUUGCUAUUUAUUUUGGACUAUGAAAAAUCAUGAUGAGCUUCUGUCAUCACAGACUGAUCUGUUUUUUAUCUCCUUGGAGAUUACAUGCCUGCGUUACAUCCAUAGUAAACUGUUUCUCAAGGCAACUUUGCUGUCCCUGUAGAUUCAUAAAUAAACAGUUUUUUGAAGUUUAAA